CGGUGGGGAUGAGAAAUCAUCAUCAUUCAGUUAGCUCACUGCUAGCUAGCUGCCUGGAGCCGAUAUUAGUAGACUGUUUUACUUUUGAUAGGAGCAACGAUGACCCUUUGACAUCAAGAAUGGACAUAAGUUAACGAUGACGGGGGAGAAAAAGAAGAAAAAGCGGCUGAACCGCAGCAUUCUUCUUGCAAAGAAAAUUAUAAUAAAAGAUGGAGGAAGUCCUCAGGGAAUCGGUGAGCCCAGUGUUUACCAUGCUGUGGUGGUCAUCUUCCUGGAGUUUUUCGCUUGGGGUCUCCUCACCACCCCGAUGCUCACGGUAUUACGCCAGACAUUCCCCCAACACACAUUCCUGAUGAAUGGACUUAUUCAUGGAGUGAAGGGCCUGUUAUCGUUUCUGAGUGCUCCUCUGAUCGGAGCCUUGUCGGACGUAUGGGGACGCAAGUCCUUCUUGCUGCUAACUGUCUUCUUCACAUGUGCGCCCAUUCCCCUGAUGAAGAUCAGCCCAUGGUGGUACUUUGCCGUCAUCUCCAUGUCUGGUGUCUUUGCCGUCACCUUCUCUGUGAUCUUUGCUUACGUGGCGGACAUCACGCAAGAGCAUGAGAGGAGCACAGCAUACGGUUUGGUGUCGGCUACUUUUGCAGCCAGCCUGGUUACCAGCCCGGCCAUCGGGGCCUACCUGUCCGUGGCCUACGGCGACACCUUGGUGGUCAUCUUGGCCACGGCCAUCGCCCUGCUUGACAUCUGCUUCAUCCUGGUGGCCGUGCCAGAGUCGCUGCCGGAGAAGAUGAGGCCAGCGUCAUGGGGAGCUCCCAUCUCCUGGGAGCAGGCGGAUCCCUUCGCUUCUCUGCGUAAAGUGGGCCAGGACUCCACGGUGCUGCUCAUAUGUAUCACAGUGUUUCUCUCCUACCUCCCCGAGGCCGGCCAGUAUUCCAGCUUCUUCCUCUAUCUCAAACAGGUAAUAGGCUUCUCCUCUGAGACGGUCGCCGCCUUCAUCGCCGUUGUGGGGAUCCUCUCAAUACUAGCUCAGACGGUGGUGUUGGGGAUCCUGAUGCGCUCCAUAGGGAAUAAGAACACAAUCCUGCUGGGCCUCGGCUUCCAGAUCCUCCAGCUGGCGUGGUACGGCUUCGGCUCUCAGCCCUGGAUGAUGUGGGCAGCUGGAGCCGUCGCAGCCAUGUCCAGCAUCACUUUCCCCGCCAUCAGCGCCAUCGUGUCCCGCAACGCAGACCCCGACCAGCAAGGAGUCGUCCAGGGGAUGAUCACCGGGAUCCGCGGCCUCUGUAACGGUUUGGGUCCUGCCCUUUACGGCUUCGUCUUCUACCUGUUCCACGUGGAGCUGACCGACACGGACGUCUCUGAGAAAGGUUCCAAAGUCAUGGCCAACCCCACAGACGAGAGUGCCAUCAUCCCCGGACCCCCGUUCCUGUUCGGCGCGUGCUCGGUGCUGCUGUCCCUGCUGGUGGCGCUGUUCAUCCCGGAGCACACGGGGCCCGGCAUGAGGCCCGGGGCCUACAAGAAGCACAGUAACGGGGCGCAGAGCCACUCGCACAGCCCUCAGGGCAGCGGGGCCGAGGGCAAGGAGCCGCUGCUGGAGGACAGCAGCGUAUAACCUCAGCUAAAGGGGGUGGGGGCCCACAUCGCUCGCCCCACCCCCCGCCCCCAGAAGAGCCCCUGCACACAUGGACAGAUCCACACAUUUCACCACACGGACACGCACUCGGGGGGCACGCGUCAGACUCGAGUGCCGUGAAGAGGUGUCUGUGUCCACAGCACAAAAGUGGGCACUCCUUUCCUAGCAGCCCCCCCUCUCCCUCUGUCCCCCCCCCCCCCUUUUUUUUUUCUCUUUUCUGGAGGCGGGGCUUGUGAGGACCCUCUAAAGACCCUGUAGGAAAGGAAGCGGGUGUUGAUUAAUUUUUGGGCUGCAGUGGAAAGGUGUGUGUGUGUGUGUGACUCGGCUGAGCUGGACUUCAAUCUUUGGUUUCUGUAAAAACAGAGUGGAGUCUGCAGCAGCCUGCCCCUUCCUCCUCCUCCUCCUCCUCCUCCUCCUCCUCCUGGUGCAAAAUCAGAACAAAUUGAUUUUUGAGUGCGAGUGGGGUACAUCUCAAACGUUACUAAAUCCCUGUGUGAUAUCUCGAUAUUCCUCUUCUCGUUACCCAAGUGGCGACUUGAGUGUUUGUGCGGCGUUCGCGUGACAAACAAGUCGGUUGAGCACUUGUGUAACGCCUCUUUCACAAGCUAACUUCUGUCCUGAUGCUCGGGUCGUUUUGCGGCUUUCGUUGAGGCGUCCGGGAAGGGAACACAGUCUUUUUUCCUCUGUGUUUACAGCAGCGUCUGGCGGUCAACCUGUGAGCGAGGAGGAGCGUCCGCCUAAUCUCCGUUAGGACCGGAUCAAGACGAGAGACGCUUUGUUCGGACCACACUUUGUUUAAAUAUCACACUUCUCGCAGAGAGAGGUGUCGGGGAGAGACUACUUUACUAGCGGAAAACGUUUUUUUCAAUGUUUACUUGCCAUUCUCUAGACGAGUAGUACAGUUUGGGUUGUAUAUUUUUCUCUGUUCAAAACUGAAGGCUAGUCGUGCUUCGAGUUUUUAUUCAAGAAACAAAUGUUGCCUUGAAGUGACUUAAGAUAAAUCUAUAUAGAGACAUAACCUGUAUGAAGACCGAGGUCUGAGAAGGCUCUGUAAUCUUACGCUAUUGCUCCCAUCGGAGCCAUUACACACUUUUUAUUCCUUUCUACUCACGCCCUUCGACGUUUUCUUUGUUUCCUGACACUUAUCAGCAUCAGGGUCGAGGCUUACACGGGAGCGCGGGUUUAUUUUUAAAAAAAAGCCUCCGGACCGCUCGGAGCUGGAGCGUCGCUAUCAGCGAGUCGGCGUUCGGAGCUUUGAAUUAAUAUCAUUUGGUGCAAAACAAUAUCAGUCACGCUGCUGCGGCAGGAGAUUCAAAGGUUAAGUGAGAUGUAAGUGUGGCGGAUAAUGAUCUCCACGGUGGUAAUUGGGAAAGGUGCGGGUUUUCGUGUAAUCCCCCCGACAUUUAAGCUGCCACACAGACGGUUUGAGAAGAGGGAAACUUUUAAGAGGCAGUUUAUCGACCUACUUGCUGUUGGCGUUUGACAGGCUACGGAUUCAGACUAGCUCUGUAAAUGCCAAACUACGCCACCUACGGGAGCAAAACCAAGAGCCGCAGGAAUCUCGAUGUCGCCCCCUGCAGGCAAGGAAAGCCAGGAAAAGUGAACUCUAGUUAUCUACGUAACGAAUUAGAUUUAAGCUAAAUCUAAAUGCAUCCACAACAACACAGAAAAGAAGAGCAAGAAUUAUUUUUUUGUUGUUUUUUCUUUUUGCUGCUGCUGUUGUUUCUCCUGCCAGUAGGUGGCGCAGGUCAACUUGCAGGUCUCGUUUUUGUUGGUACUUCAGCGUCAGUGACACUGUGUUCCCUUCGUUCACAUACCGGGUUAGCAUCAGGCGAAAAGUAUCUCUGAACUGUUGGUGUGUAAAUGCCUCUUCUAGCUAACGGUGGGUUUCACGCUGUUUAACAACUGACUGACAUGUGUGUCACAUAUUUUGUGCCAAAUUUUUUUUUGUUUUGUUUUCCAUUUUGUACUGUGUGUGCGUGUGUUUUUUGUUGUUGUUUUCUUUUGUCUUAAUUUCUUUGGCUGAAGAUUUAUGUUUUAAUGCUAUUUUUUAUAGCUUUUUUUUUUGUUGUUUUUUUUUAAAGCUUCUGUCUUUUUCGUAGGACUCUUUUCUUUUUCCACAUCGUUACUAAGUCAUGCGAGAAUGUCCACCAGACUGAUUACACCCUUCAUUUAAUAACAAGCAUUUCACGGCGAUUGCUCUCAUUCGUUAAGCUUAAUUUCAUUUCAUUUUUUUUUUUUCUCCCUCAGAUUGUCAAUUGUUCCAAGUCUAAGCUGUACAUGUCGACCACUUGUCAAAGUUUUAUGAUUUUAGAGGGGGUCUUACUACACAGGAGGUCCGCUAGCAUUGAAUUAUUAUUAUUAUUAUUGUUUUUUUUUUCAGUUUAUCAUUUAUUGAACCAACACGCAAAUUCAGAUCCUACAUAAAUUGGUAAGAUUCUGCACCAGCCCCCCCACGUGCACUCGCCUCCAAGCAGACCACUGUAAAUGUACAAACGCCACCUGUACGUACAGAGAAAUGUAUAUAUUUAUUGCUCAAGGAGAUGGCCACCUCUUGGUCUAUUUGGUUGUAUGGUGCAAUUAUUAUUAUUAUUCUAUAUUUCUCAAGACUUUACCUGCUAGCCACUCCUGUUUUUAGUACGAUGUGGUUUGUGGCCUGAACCCCCCUCUCUGUGUGCCUAAAAUUAGCCAAGAAAUGAGUAUGGCAACGUAAGUAAACGGUGGUUAUUAUGUAAAUAUGGGAAACCAAUGACAAACUUAUUUAUUAAAGGUUUAUUGUACAAUGAAA
Molecule: messenger RNA, 4415 nt
Organism: Mugil cephalus (flathead mullet)
Lineage: Eukaryota; Metazoa; Chordata; Actinopteri; Mugiliformes; Mugilidae
Gene: slc71a1-2
Product: major facilitator superfamily domain containing 14A2
Exons: 12
Coding region: 137-1606 (489 amino acids)
Biological process (GO): transmembrane transport
Cellular component (GO): membrane
Molecular function (GO): transmembrane transporter activity
Source: RefSeq, a predicted model, not a curated record